Messenger RNA from Darwinula stevensoni, 3304 nucleotides. Lineage: Eukaryota; Metazoa; Arthropoda; Ostracoda; Podocopida; Darwinulidae. The record is from the annotation of a GenBank genome assembly.
AUGCAGCACAUGGGCUCGUCCUCGAGUCUCGCCCGAGUCGGAAUUGUAUACAAAUAUUUAGAAACGACCGAACUGCGCGCAGGGAGUGCGGGGGAGAGGGAUGGUGAGGAUUCGGACGACGAGGACGAGUAUUCGAGCAACGAGGAUGGGAGCGAUAGCGAGCCGAUGAUGGAGGAGCCUCUGGGACCCUCGGCCAGGAAGGCACCAAGGGGCAAGGACCUUCACACGCACGCCAGGCAAAGGAACUUGAAGCAGAGGUUCGUGGCGUUGCUGAAGAGGUUCAAAGUCAGUGAAGAUCUCCAAACCGUUCUCGCCGGGAACCAGGAAAUCGAGCAGAAGCUCUCAGGUGGUGAGAUCAUGGAUCCUGAGGACAUUGAUGACCUCCUGAAUGAGUUUGAUGACUUGAGCGACAGUGGAGGAGAAGUGGACAACAUCUCUGUCUCGUCCACGCCCAAACCUUCUCUCAGGCCGUUCUUCUCGUCCUCGCGAUCGCUCGUGUCGGAGACUGUUCCGGAGCAGGAACAAGGAGCCAGAGGAUCUGAUCGAAUGAGUGAUGAGAAUUCCAAGAAAGGAGAUUCGGAUUCACACCCGGAGCACCUGACAGAUGCUGAGGGAAGUGAUCCUACACUGCACCAUCACCACUACCAUCAUCACCACCCUCCUUUGGCUUCAUCUCCACCAAAGGCCUCCAGUGGGGAUGAGAGAAAGGACAAGGAGAGAGAGAAGGAAAAGGAGAAGGAGAAGGAUAAGGAGAAGGAGAAAGGGGAGAAGGAAAGAUUGAGUGGAUUGACGGAUCUCCUGAAUGCAGGUGCGAGGUUCUUUCCCAAGGACAAACCCUCUGCCAAUGUUGGGAUCAUGCUUACCAAAGACAAGAAGCUGAGUGUCCUCCUUCACAAGGAUAAGGACAGGGGUGCGCUCGAGAAGACCAUCCCUGCAGUAGUCGAACCUAGUCCUCGCCGCGUCGUCUUGGAGCAGCUGGGUCGGCUGUUCCCACCCGAUGAGCCCGGGAUGCCAGAGAACUUAGUCAUCCUGAAUACCUGUGAUCCCCAAGGAGCACAUUUGGCUUCCUUGUUUCAACAAUCGGGAGAUUUUCUCCCAGCUAACGCUUGUCCCAAAGUCAUAUGUACUGCAUCUGCUGCUGAUGUUAAGGCCACGUUUGUAGCCCUCUUCUCCAAGAUUCAGAAAUUCUGCAACAGCAAUGCAAAAGCACCUCCAUCAGUGAAGGUGGCUCUUGUUGGCUCAGAAAGCCACGUGAAUGCUGCUUUGCGUACCUACGUGGAGCAGCUAGCCACGAAGUCUCCUGACUGGCUUGCUUAUCUCCAUUUCCUCAUUCUUCCACUUGGAGUGAAUGCAUUGUCCAAGUACAUCUGCUCAGUGGACAGUGUGUACAACAACAUGUUUGGGGAAAGUGGGUGGCGAGAUCUCCUGGAAAAAGAAGACAAGACCAAGAAAGACACGCAAGAGGUCGUAUCUCGGAUAGGCCGAUACCUGGGUUUGUGCUGUGGGCUUCUUCAUCUACCAGUUGCAGAAGCCAUGGUCACAUACAAGGGGAGAGGUUCGGAUGAGGAGUCUUCCCAGAUAUUCAUUCCAUUUGUCAAUGAGGUUCGGAUAGCAUUCACGGAGGUGGGUGCCUCCACGUCGGUUGACCUUGAAGAGGCAUCACCAGGAGGGCAGAGCAAUUUUGGAGGAAGUGCUGGCCCAUCCUCUCUUCCUCCUGUGUCUGGAUCCCCCCCUCAGUCUAGUCACCUGGAGGUAAAGAAAGACACCACACCCCCUUCAUCACCCAACAUUAGCUCAACUAACCCACCCCUGUACACGCAAGGAGCAGAGCCAAUGGAUUUGCAACUGGAAUGGUGGCUUGCACCAGGCUCAAAGGCAGCAUUAGAGAAAGAAAGGGAAGCCAAAGAAAAGGGGAAGAGUGAGGUAGGAAGUGGAAAAUCUUCUCUUAAGGCUGGCUUCUGGAGCGUCAUCAUUCAGAGACGGCCUCCAUUUGGACAGACUUCUUCUUCCACCUUCACCAUGACAUACUCUCUCAAAGAAAAGAAGCAGAAGAAUGUGAUUCAAAGGUUGGGUGGUAAGAAGAAGGAAAAUGAAUCUCGAAGCCAGACUGUGGAAGGUAUUAAUCGUCUCGUCUGCCUUGCCAAGAGUCAUCAUUAUUCUUUGAAAGUUACCAUCGAUGGAGUAGAGUGGUCAGGUGUCAAGUUCUUCCAACUGUCAGCACAGUGGCAGACCCACGUGCGUCACUUCCCCAUUGCCACCAUGUCUCCUGUGACAUCAAGUGGAAUGGAGAAGUAGUGAUUUCUUUCUCAUCUCAUCUUACACAUCAAAGCCUCUGUGGAUUCAUUAUUCAUUUAUUUGCCUGGCUCAAGCAUCCGUGUUGUCUCAGUUGUCAACCAUCAUGCUCAAUUCCCCAAGACUACAGCUGAGAAACUGCAAUGAGAUAUUUCUCUUUCUGUUCUUGUGCAAAACCAAGUCAUUUAUUUUUCCUCUUACUUCCACCCCAUUUUUGUGGGCCUGGAAAAUUUUUUAAGAGAAUGAGAGACACAAGGCCCAUUUCUUUUCGUUAGAGGAAAUUUCCAAUUUCCAAUUUGUCUUAUUGAAUCAGAAUUCGCAUCAUGAAAUUUUUUUUUAAUGGAUCAAUUGAGACAGCUUGAAUGUAGCCCAAAUUGAGGCAGUUGUUAAUGAGGAAGCCAAUAAGUCAACUGCCAGUUUCUCGGUGUUAUUGGUAAAGCCUUGAGUUUUCUGUAGGCCCAAUGUCAGCCUCUGCCCCUUGUGAACUGGGAAGCAGUGAGGUCUGACUAUAUUCAUCCAAAGAGGGAUAGAUCUCAAUUACUACUGCAUUGAAUAGUUCAUCCAGGGAAGCAAGAGUGUGGCUGAGAGAAGUUUUCCAAGGAGUCAUUCCAAGUCACUUGGUUAAGAAAAGAAUAAAUAUAGAGUUGAUCCCAUCUCAAAUGGCAAAUAUCGAUAUUUGAUUUCCUCAGGGUCUUAAUUUCUUUCUGUGCUGUCACUUGUCAAGCCAGACAAUAGAUGAGGGUUGUCAGCUGCAUCAGGUUAAGGGAGAGUUCCAACUCAUUCUAAUUCCUUGGAUGAACUAUACCCAAGAAAAUAAGGUGAAUGAGUGCAAGUGAAAUGUGACAUUGGUUGUACCUGUGAUAUAGUAGUAACUAAGUUCUGCUUGUAGGAGAGGAACAGAGCAUAAAUUGCAAAAGUUAGUGUGGCAUUUUUUUUUAAUGCUUGGAAUUCAUAGGCAAGUAAGGACAAUAAAUUCAUUUUUUCUCCUGUUGCUUUUUAUGAAAUUAUGAAC